AUGGAUGCUCAGAUCAUAGGAGCUUUACAUGAUUCUGAGGUAAUGGAAACAGGCGAGGAAGGUGGAGAUGUGGUGGCUGAGGAUGAUGAGGGUGGUGAUUUGUUAGGUGAAGAACUUUUGGAAAUGGAAGCAAGCCAUAAACAGUGCACGGAGGAAACUAGAGGACGGGAAGAUAUGGCAACUCGCGAGAAGCUGAAACAAUCAUCAUCGCAUAGAGGAGGAGGAAGAGCUCGGCUUCCUAUGGGGGUACAAAGUAAGAAGGGUGAAUUCCUUCGUCGAGGAUCACCAAGGGGACGCAGAGCCUCUUCUAAGGAUUUGUCAAACGCAGUAACACAACGGCCGGAAACUUCAAAGAGUUCAAACAGUACUC
Molecule: messenger RNA, 370 nt
Organism: Eruca vesicaria subsp. sativa (arugula)
Lineage: Eukaryota; Viridiplantae; Streptophyta; Magnoliopsida; Brassicales; Brassicaceae
Source: the annotation of a GenBank genome assembly